AUGAAGUUUGCUCAUGACUUCGAUGCAUCCUUGAGGAAGGAAGAAUACCCUCAAGAAUGGCUUGAUUCGGCAAUUUCUUAUCGCCAGCUCAAGAAGUGUAUCAAGAAGGUCCAGAAAGAGCUACGAGAACUUGGACUAGAUCCGCACAUACUCGAGCAGUUGUGGCAGAACGUCGACAACAAUGAUGAAAUCGUCACGAUAAGAGCAAGCCCUGAAGAGCCUCGUUCCAGGCCCUAUCAUUACUAUAUAUCGAGUGGAGGUGCAAAUUUCAAGCCCAGGCUUACGGUUGCAAUCGACCCGAGAGAUGGUUCACCUCUUGAUGCAUGGCUCAGUCCUGAAACACGGAAUUUCCUCAAAGGUCUUCCGAGGUCCCCACGGACAGAGAAGCAACUCUUUAUCUCAGCUGCAGCAGGGAUAGAUGGAGGUACCUCGCAACCCACCCUCCUGUCUGUUUCCGAACACGGCAACACUGUCGAACUGGAAAUCGGUGAUUCAACGGAAGCUUUUGAAACCGUGGAGAUUCCGUUAACUUCUGACUCGGAGUUCUUUCAAAUACUCAAGCGAGAACUAGACGAUCUCAACCGGCUUCAGGAAAUGAAACAGAAGCAGUUGACAAUUCAAAUAAACAAGCUCGGUAGUGAUAUUACCAACCUGACGGAGAUCGCAUCUAAACGAUCAAGGGCUGAAGUCGAGGCAUGGCGGGAGAUCUUCCGGCUAUAUGUCGACUCACAGAUCUUCUUCUCCACGAGUAAGCAGGACACAGGGACGCGAUCUUGCUCUGCCGCACAGAAGCAGCUUGAGGAUUUCAGCAAUGGCAUCGCCGAUAAACGGAAAAGGCUCAGAUUAUCCCACAAUGGUAGCGCCGCACUUAAUUCCUUUCUUUACAUCAACGCCUCGCUCCUGCAAUUCAUGAAGUUCCAGGAAAUCAAUCGUACUGCACUAACCAAGAUCAUGAAGAAGUUUGACAAGCGAACAGCAUUGCACAUGCAAGCCAACCUGCCCCGGAUGCUCGCCGACGAGCAGUUCGUUGCACAUGAUCUGGCAAAAGCAGCCUGCUUUACCAUCCAAGAACAGCUGCUGCCGAUCGUACCCCAGAUCAACGACUAUCUCUGCCCAGUCUGUUUGACUAUCUCCUUCAAACCCGUCCGACUGAGAUGCAAUCACGUCUUCUGCAUCAGAUGUCUCAUCGUCAUGCAACGUGCGAAGCAAGACCACUGUCCCCUCUGCAGAGGCGGAGUCGUCAUGGAAGCUUGUGGUGAAAACGUGGAUGCUAAAUUGAUGAAGUUCCUGAAGAUGAAAUUCCCGGCUGAGGUCAAGGCAAAGCAGAAGGAGAAUCAGCAUGCCGCGGGUGUCGAUCGAUAUGGGGAAAAUUAUGACAAGUGUGCCGUCAUGUGA
Endocarpon pusillum Z07020 is the source of this 1395-nucleotide messenger RNA. RefSeq lists its product as uncharacterized. The coding region runs from base 1 to 1395 and encodes 464 amino acids. Gene Ontology annotation, molecular function: metal ion binding. The transcript has 2 exons. Lineage: Eukaryota; Fungi; Ascomycota; Eurotiomycetes; Verrucariales; Verrucariaceae. The record is from RefSeq and is a predicted model, not a curated record.